AGCAGGUUCUACAAGAUUUGGAUCGCUGGAAUUUUUUACCACCAAAAAGUCAGCUACGUGGCGUGGCGUCUGUGACCCCAGAAGGAAAAAUUCAUAAAGUGUUACCCCAACUUUGGAAAACCGGCUCGUCAGACUUCAUCUCUCCACCAUGGCCGGCCUAGUCUCCGUUCAAGAAAUGCAGGCAACUGUGGUUGAUUUCGUUCAAAACCAAGCUCCACUUUACUUGAAGAACACCACCCUCGCUCCUGAAUCUCUGCUGCAAUCCUAUACCUCCCUUGAUCCCCUGAUCACAGCUCUUGCCAUCGCAACCGUCUUCUCCAUUGCUCACUGGUUCCUUGCUCUGGUUAGUAACAACUACAGCCAAGUUGACAAAUGCUGGUCUAUUCUUCCUGUCAUUUAUAGCUGGCACUUCACAGUUCACGACUAUCUUGUACGCGGCCAAAUUCAUCCUAGACUUGCCUUGGUGACCGCCUUGGUGACCGUUUGGGGUGCUCGUUUAACCUACAAUUUCGCUCGUAAGGGAGGCUACAAGUUCAGUGAACAAGAUUAUCGCUGGCCAUACAUCCAGAAGAGGCUCGGAAAGGUCGGUAUGGAGCUGUUGAACAUUACCUUCAUCGCUCCCUACCAGAACUUGCUGUUGCUCUCCUUGACUGGUCCCAUUUACGUUGCCAGUCUUGCUGCUGGCCAAUCUCAGGGUCUUGUCACAUUGGAUUAUGUUGCUGCCGCUUUGUUUGCUGCCAUUUGGUUCACUGAGAUUGUCGCUGAUCAGCAACAAUUCGAUUUCCAAACUCGCAAGUACAAGAUGAUCAAGGAAAAGACUGCCCUUUACGGUGAUUAUAAGCGAGGUUUCCUUACUCAACGCGGUCUUUGGCGCUUCAGCAGACAUCCCAAUUUCUUUUGUGAAAUCAGCAUCUGGUACGCUGUGUAUCUCUUCUCUGUCGCUGCAACCGGUGUCAGCUUGAACUGGAGUCUUACCGGUGCUGCCGCCCUCCACAUGCUCUUCUUCGGUAGCACUUGGAUCACUGAGGUUAUUUCAUCUGAAAAGUACCCCGAAUACAAGAGAUACCAACAACAUGUCAGCAUGCUGGUUCCUUUGCCAUCCAGAAUGCCCUCUUCAAGCAACUUGAAGAAAGACUUGUAAUUUUUUUUUUUCAUUCGUUUCUUUUUUGCGUGUGCAUGUAUUUUUGUAUAGCCCGCCUUUGACGGAAUAAUGGGACUCUGUGUAAUAAAGGGU
Molecule: messenger RNA, 1234 nt
Organism: Umbelopsis ramanniana AG
Lineage: Eukaryota; Fungi; Mucoromycota; Umbelopsidomycetes; Umbelopsidales; Umbelopsidaceae
Exons: 3
Coding region: 149-1141 (330 amino acids)
Cellular component (GO): membrane
Source: RefSeq, a predicted model, not a curated record